This is a messenger RNA of Emericellopsis atlantica, 1056 nucleotides long. Its product is annotated as CAMK family protein kinase. Lineage: Eukaryota; Fungi; Ascomycota; Sordariomycetes; Hypocreales; Bionectriaceae. The transcript is spliced from 3 exons. The record is from RefSeq and is a predicted model, not a curated record. Gene Ontology annotation, molecular function: ATP binding; protein kinase activity. Gene Ontology annotation, biological process: protein phosphorylation. Bases 109 to 885 code for a protein of 258 amino acids.
GGCAGGAACCAGCCGAAUGUCAGCUUUCGGAUGCAGGCAUUAUUGAAGCUAUAUAUCUUCCAACGAAUGGAAGAGACCUUCGUUUCCGCUUCUUGGGAGUGAAAUACUAUGGCUCAUGAGAAAAUCGAAGCAAAGGCUGCCAACCGUUUGAAGAAGAGAUAUCACAGCCAAACACCGGAUGCCCGACAACCGCUACAGCUGACACCCUUGCGAACUGUCAAAGCAAUGCAGACAGGCAAUCAAGUGAUGAACGAAGUACUCGUUCAUGAUAUUUCGCCGUGGAGCACUUAUAACCGGCUCUUCAGCUUUCAUCUAGGGGACAACGAUCCGGUCAUUGUUGCGGAGGGAAAGGGGAUUUCUUUCGACCUUUUCAGCAUUCAGCAUUUCAAAAUAAUUGGGGACCAUCAAAUCAACAUGCUCAAGAACAUACAGCACCCGAACUUUGUGACAGUCAACGAAAUUUAUCAAACGCAAGAUGGGUGCUAUGUUGUCUGUGACCACAUGGCUCGAUCCCUGCAAGAGGCGAUAGGCAAUCCGCAUCUCGAUGGACCAAGACUGGCAGCAAUUAUUGGACAGGUAGUUCAGGCUCUAGUCUACCUUGAGCAGAAGGGACUCCGCCUUGAGCGCUUGACCUGCUCUCACAUCCUCCUGCACCCAAGUGGCAAGGUCAAGUUGUGUGGCCAAGAGGGCUCCAUCGUUUCCAACGACCAACGGAAUAUCAGGGAUCUUGGCUAUGUGAUGGUAGAACUGAUGGAGGGUUACAUGGAGGAAGGCGCGAACAUUGGACUCAAUGAUCCAGAUCGCUGGGGUGCCGAUGUGGUGGACUUCCUCAGCAUAACGACGUCAGCAUCAUCUGCGGAUGAAUUGUUACAGGUGUGCCCCUAAUACCUCUUCUUACUACAGCCCCUAAGUCUGGAACAGCAUCCGUUUCUACGUUCGUAUCGCAAAGAGAGAUUGAAGGGGCUGAUAGCACUGGUUUCGGCGUGGACGAUGCCGGAUUAUAAGUAUUUGGGUCAACGCUAGGCUCCAGAAACAUGCCUGAAAUGACUACAUAAC